AUGGCAAAAAAGGGAUCUCGUGGCAUUAUACCAAAAGUUAAAUUCACUCCUGAAGAAGAUGACUUGCUUACUGAGAUAAUAGAACGAAUUGGCACAAAUGAUUGGGAGCUUGUUUCAAAAGAGAUGAAGAAACGCACUGCACGUCAAUGUAGAGAAAGAUGGAUAAAUUAUUUAUCCCCAGAAUUGAGAAAUGACCCUUGGACUGAAGAAGAAGACAAACUUCUUGACGAACUUUAUGCAGAACUUGGUUCUAGAUGGCAUAAAAUAGCCGAAUAUUUCCCAACAAGGUCAGGUAAUUGUGUAAGGAAUAGAUUCAAAUUACGCCAAAGGAGAACAUUGAGGCAAAAGAAAAAGGCUCAAAAGGCUAAUUCGCCAAUAUAUGAAGAAGCUUCGCCUUCAUCAGAAGACUCAGCGGAUCAACUCACAAACAUUAUAACUCUCAAACCAGAUCAAUUUUCUAAUGUAAUUUCUUUUAAAUCAGAGGAAGAUGUUUUCGAUAUAUUUAAUGCGGAGAAAGGUUCUGUUGAAGAGUGGUUAGGCCUAUGGCAUUCCAAACGGGAACCGCGGUUGGUUACCAUGGAUUUCCGUCACCGGUCACAUUUUAAAGAUUUUUAA
Trichomonas vaginalis G3 is the source of this 615-nucleotide messenger RNA. Its product is annotated as RNA polymerase II transcription regulator recruiting protein. The record is from RefSeq and is a predicted model, not a curated record. The transcript has a single exon. NCBI's taxonomy places the organism in Eukaryota, Parabasalia, Trichomonadida, Trichomonadidae. Bases 1 to 615 code for a protein of 204 amino acids.